Racocetra fulgida is the source of this 167-nucleotide messenger RNA. The record is from the annotation of a GenBank genome assembly. Lineage: Eukaryota; Fungi; Glomeromycota; Glomeromycetes; Diversisporales; Gigasporaceae.
UAUUAAAAUUACUUCUAUUUGCUACUGCUGAUAAACGAAAAAAUACUGAGGAACAAAUUUGUAAAGAGUUAUCAAUAUUAAAAACUCAAUCUAGUCAAAACAACACUAUUACUAAAACAUUCACUAUCGAAAAAGAAGAAUGUAAUUCAUUAAAUGCUAAAUUAUAG